This is a messenger RNA of Prorocentrum cordatum, 1319 nucleotides long. Lineage: Eukaryota; Dinophyceae; Prorocentrales; Prorocentraceae. The record is from the annotation of a GenBank genome assembly.
UGAGACGAAGAAGAAGGAGCAGAAGACGACGAAUAAUAAGGAGAAGAAGAAGAAAAAGAACAUUGCCUGCGGCGAACCUGUCUCUUGACGACUGGCUUGCGCCCUCAGCAGGGCGGCGCUUGGGGUUUAUUUCAUCCCCUCCCGCUUUCGCCCCCUGCUGAGGCGCCUGAGAGUCGCGCAGCCUCUCGCUGUCGCGUCGAGGACGCAGGGAGGGGAGGGCCGGGAGGGAGGCGUACAAGGGAAGACCGAAAGGGAUGCGAGCGGGAGGGGAACAAGGAGAGAGUCGGAAAAUCGUAAGACGGAACGGAGCGCAGGACGGCCAAUGCGGCCGCUGGGAGCCCGUCACGCCAGCAGGGCGCAGCUGGACGUCAACUCGCUGCUCUGGUUGUCCGUGAAGAACGCGGCCGCGACGCCGACGACAACUCCUCUCCGAUCAAGGCCAGCAGCACCGACAGCGGCUUAAACCUGACGGUCAGGGGCAGCCGCCGGCCAGGCCCGGCGCCGACCUCGUGCACCCAGUGCCGGUUCAGGUAGAACCCCGCUGCCCCCGGCACGAUCCCGAUGAUCACGGCGACGCUGAGGGCCCCGUUCAUGGCGUUCACGAGCCCGAGGGUCCGUCACCACGAAGGCCACGAGCAUGACGCCCAGGACGAUCAGCGUCGCCAUUCCCUCCACGCCUCCGUGGUCCAGCACCACGCGGGUGCGGGCGCCGUGGUUGUGCCUGCGAGGCCCUUCUCCAGGUACAGGACCAGGUCGUGCGUCCGCGUGUGGGUCUGCUCGGGGCCCGCGGCGGGCCGGAACACCUUCGUGCCGAGCACGCGGUGGCGCUCCGCGCGCGCGCCCUCCCCGAUCACGAUGCCCGCGCCCCUCAGUAUGCCGACGAAGAAUGUCACCUUUGAGCAGGGACCGACCGUCCUGGCGUUCUUACAUGCCUACCACCAAAUGUUCUUAGAACCCACAGAUGUUCGAAUCAAACAAUCAAUUUUCUUAUCACACAAAGCCGACGUGUGACAACAAAACAGUCCCGGCCAGAACUGUUCUAAGAACAUUUCGUAGAAACAUCUAAAGGUUUUUAGCACAGUCUUUAGGUAGGCCUAUAGGCAAGCUAAGACGCUUCGCCACUGCUUGACACCUGGACGACCCUGGAAACCGAUUCCGUCCACCGCGGCAGCACUGCCGAUAACCGAGCGGGCCGACAGCGAAAAAACAAGACUUGACAGGCUGCAGGCAACCUGGGGAAGGGCGCAGCGACGCAGCAACGGCGCAAUAACCGACCGAAGCGAUGCACGGUUUUCCCCGGGGCCGUAGGCGACCCGAGG